Messenger RNA from Vigna umbellata (rice bean), 1364 nucleotides. The record is from RefSeq and is a predicted model, not a curated record. NCBI's taxonomy places the organism in Eukaryota, Viridiplantae, Streptophyta, Magnoliopsida, Fabales, Fabaceae.
CACUAACGUUACAAACUAUACUGAAAGCCAGUGAGUGUUGUAGGAAGAUACUCAGCGAUCAAAAUGUUGAAGCUUUUGGUUAAUAGAGCAGCUAGGGUUUCGACUUCACGCAACCACAACGGUUUUGCUGCAUUCAGUUUCUCUAGAUGUGUUCAUUCAUUGCAAUUUGCAACUGUAGAAGCAGAAGAGGUGUCGGGUUCUAAGCCUGCUGAAGUUUUGAACCUGGUGCAAGGUAAAUGGGUAGGAUCUUCAAAGUGGAAUACAAUUGUAGAUCCCCUAAAUGGAGACGCAUUUAUUAAUGUUGCUGAAGUUGACGAAACAGGCAUUCAGCCUUUUGUGGAAAGCUUGUCCAGCUGUCCCAAGCAUGGUGUACACAAUCCUUUUAAGGCACCCGAGCGAUAUCUCAUGUAUGGAGAUAUAUCUACUAAGGCAGCUCACAUGCUAUCACUUCCUAAGGUUUCAGAUUUUUUUACGAGGUUAAUUCAAAGAGUUUCUCCUAAGAGCUACCAGCAGGCUUUUGGGGAAGUGUACGUGACACAAAAGUUUCUAGAGAACUUUUGCGGGGAUCAGGUUCGUUUCCUAGCGAGGUCUUUUGCUGUACCUGGAAAUCAUCUUGGGCAGCAAAGUCAUGGUUUUCGUUGGCCAUAUGGUCCUGUGGCAAUUAUUACUCCUUUUAAUUUUCCCUUAGAGAUUCCUGUUCUUCAAUUGAUGGGUGCACUUUAUAUGGGCAACAAACCAGUCCUUAAAGUUGAUAGCAAGGUGAGCAUUGUCAUGGAACAAAUGUUGCGCCUGCUUCAUUCCUGUGGCUUACCUGUGGAAGAUGUUGACUUCAUAAAUUCAGAUGGGAAGACAAUGAACAAGCUGUUGCUGGAGGGAAAUCCACGAAUGACCCUUUUUACUGGUAGUUCAAGAGUGGCUGAGAAGUUGGCAGUUGAUUUGAAGGGCCGUGUUAAACUGGAAGAUGCUGGAUUUGACUGGAAAAUACUGGGUCCUGAUGUCCAUCAGGAAGAUUACAUUGCGUGGGUAUGUGAUCAAGAUGCAUAUGCAUGCAGUGGUCAGAAAUGCUCGGCUCAGUCAUUAUUAUUUAUGCAUGAGAACUGGUCUAAAACUUCGUGGUGCUAUCAAGUUGAAAGAUCUUGCAAAGAAGAAAGCUGACAGACUUGACAAUCGGCCCAGUCCUCACAGAAGUAUUACAUGUCUGUCAUUUUUUCUUUUAGUAAUUGAACCAGGAUUUCACAUUUAAGGUAUUUUGUGAUCUGCUCGAAGUUUGUGACAAUCUAUGAUGCAUAAUAUAUGCAAUGUUAUCAAAACUGGACUUAUCAUCGGCUCAGUCAAGGUACCAAGUCAAUACUUACUGUGAACCA